GAGUUUUCCACAAAUAAAAUUUCAGCGCACGCUAUGGUUCCUCGCGUGCUAGUUUCAAUUCUGCUUCUUGUAAAUAUUUACAACGCUGUUUUUGGGUCCAAUUUGCAAGGUGAUUGCUCGAAAGAUGGUUCUUGUGAUGGAGAUGAGGAAAAACGAAGCAAAGCUAAGUACACAAUGAAAGGUAUUGCUGAGCCGAAAUCGAUCGUCAAAAACUUUUGUUUGUUUAUCAUUUUGUGACUCGCUUGAACAUGUGGUUUUAUGCUUUGGUCAGUGAAGUUUAAAAAAUAAUUCUUAUUUCAGAAUAUCGUAGAAAUUAAAAUUCCUGAUCGCUCGGCAAAUCGCAAAAGGAAAUCUAACAAACCGCGAGGGGUUUCCAUAGUCACAUAAUUUAUCGUGUACAUGUAGCAAAUUGCGUGACUCAGUUAAUUUCCCACGGUGACGUGUUAAAUUUUAACUGGCUUGACUGUAGUGGAAUCAAUUGAAUUAUUAAUGAUUUAAAUUUUUUUCCAGAAGGGAGGGUCUUUUGGAUAUGGUUUAAGAUGAUUUAUUUUAAAAAUACGCAGUGACUAAAUGCUCGGCAGAUGGGCACGGUCUCAAAUAGACUACAUGCCCGGCAGUCAAAGAUUUUCACGCAAUUUCCGCCGAAAGGUUCUUUCAAACUUCUCAAGAGUAUCAAAUGUCUGGUAAAGAAUGUCAAGCGAUUCCAUAAACUUAUUUGGUUUUUCAGUGGACAAAUUCUCCGAGUUUGUGCAUACUGUAAUAUCACUCGGUUGUCGAAAACUUGGAAAUUCUACGCUUCUGAUCAGACUGCCGAACACGGUCUCAAAUGGACUUAAUUGAUUAGUUUUUGGAAUCGCUUGACAUUUCUUAACAAACAUCUAAUACUCUCAAGAAGUUUGAAAGUGCCUUUAGAUUGAAGUUGCGUGAAAAUUUUUGACUGCCGGGCAUUUAGUCUAUUUGAGACCGUGCCCGGCUGCCGGGCAUUUAAUCACAGCCUUUAAAAUGUGGGUACUCAUAACGGUACAAAUUUGAAACUGUGUGCCUCUUUUAUUGGUAUACUUUGUGAUAAUUGAAACACAAAGACCAGGAAUGGUAAGAAAAGAGAAAAUUAAAAUUUGGGAAGUCCAACCAUUUGGACCAUUAGAUCAACAUCCUUUAAGUUCUCAAAAUUAAACCAUGGUCCAAUUUUAGUAUUUCCCUUGUACUUUUCUCUUUUGUAAUAAUUCAUGCUAUAAUGUUUUAUUCACAUGUGCGUCAAGCAAAAUGUUAAUAAAUAAAUAAAUUAACAAAAUGAUGAUACACACUAAAAUUAUUUUUAUUUAAAGAAUCAUGGAAAAGAUAUCUCCAGGAAAUACAUCAAGCUACCGCUAAAUACCAAGAUUGCUCAAACAAAAAAUGUGGUUGCUAUAGUGAUGUGAUUGACAAUGAUUUAAGAAUUUGGAAAGACAGAGGAGGAAUCACAAAGAAAGACUUUGAUAAUUCAGCUGAUCGUGGUGUACACUAUCAGAUUAUUGAUCAUAAACUCUACAGAGAAGAAAAGUGUAUGUUUACAUUCAGGUGAGCUAAAUUCUGUAACACUUUAACUCCUAAUAUCUUAAUCCUAACUCUGUCUAUCUUGCCUCUUGACAUUUGCUUCUAACUUGGUAGAGAGAAUUUGGCACUAGAUCAAUGGGAAAUAAUAGUCUCCUGCUGUGUCUGUUUACUAUUCUCAUUACCUGUCUGUGGGAUAAAGCAAGUUGCAAACAUCAAAGUUUCAAGUGGUCCUCAGCCCUGUUGAAAAUCUUUGAAGGAUCUUAGAGAAUCCAACAAGAUCUUCAUGAGGACCUUUGAGGAUCCUCUUGAGGAUCUUCAUGACAAUGUUUAAAAUUCUUGUUAAGAUCUUCAAGGAUCUUUCAUUUUCUUGCCAAGAUCUUUAUGGAUCUUUCAUUUUCCUGUCAAGACCCUUGAAGAUCUUGUUCAGAUCUUCAAAGAUCUUGACAAGAACUCUGAAGAUCCUUUAAAGAUCUUUGAAAAUUCUUUGAGGAUCUUCCAAAGUCUUGUUCAGAUCUCACCAAGAUCUUCAAGGAUCUUUCACUUUCCUACCAAGAUCCUGAACAAUCUUGUUGUCAAUCUUCAGAGAUCUUGUUGAAAAAUUUGAAGAUCCUUAAAGAUCUUGGCAAGAAGACUGAAGAUCUUGGAAAGAAAAUAAAAGGUCCUUGAGGAUCUUGGCAAGAAAAAGAAAGAUCCUUAAAGAUUUUGAAAAGCAAAUUAAAGAUCUUGGCAUGAAUUUGAAGAUACUUAAAGAUCUUGGCAUGAUCCUUGCAGAUCUUGGCAAUAAAAUUGAAGAUUGUUGAAGAUCUUGGCAAGAAUGUUAUAGAUCCUUCAAAAUUUUGGCAAGAAAAUAAGCAGAUACUUAAUGAGAAGUUUAUGGGGUGAAGCAUGAACUUAACAACCAUAGAUGUUAACUAUUGAAGAAUGGAUGUAGCUGACAGGUGACAAUAGGUUUUAAUGGCCAAAAGAAAAUACCUCAUAGUAAAUUAAAAAAAAAAAACUGAACCAAAUAUUAAAAAAAUGAAGAUAAUUUUUUUUUUAUUGUUAAGUGAGAAUUACUCAUCCUCUUUUAGUAGGACUACUUAUGCCAGAAGAAAAAAUUUCUGAUCAGAUAUGAGGGUUAGAUUUUCAUUUUCUGAAAAAUAUAGCUACAGAGAAGCUCAAAGAUAAGAGGACCAAAAUAUAUGCAUUAAACUCAUCUAGAACUAGUCUAUGACCAGACUUAGACUAGUCUUAAGGCGGAGUAAACAUAAAAAAACCACUUUUUUCAAACAAGAGUACCUCAGUUGCAAGGAUGGGAUGUGAGUUCAUUGAACUUGCAUCCCAUCCUAGAGGAGUAGUACUGUUGAACCUCAAUUUUACGCGCCAAUUAUCCGGAUUUCUCAAUUAUCCGGCCUUUUUUUCUUGUCCCAAUUUUGUCACGAAUAUUUAUUAGAAAAGUGAACUAAAGGCAAGUUUGUUUCACUUUCAAGGAGCAAAAGCAGUGCUCACGCAUGUUGUAACUAACAAAGAAUUAAAAUUCAAAUGAGGUCUGAUUGGCUUAGAGUUGCAUUGUUGCUAAGUGAGAUUUCACACUCCAUUGGCUCAUUUGGUGUGGUAUGCAAGAUAAACAAGCUCUACAGCAUCACACAUGUUUAUUCAUGAUCAAGGAAAAGAUCAUGAAGUUUGCUAACAACAUAGAGACCAGUGAAGGACUAAAGCAUAAUUGCUGAAAGUUGCACAUAAUGAACAGCUUCAUAAAGCCCUGAUUAAUUUAAUUAAUUGUUAAUACACACACGUAGAGGUAAUCACAAUGGACAGCGAAGGUGUGGGCCAUUUUUUCUCAAAAUGAUACGUAAAUGUUUUGUGUCAUGAUUAAAUGUUACUUUCUUAAUUUAAUCAGUUUUUGUUCCUAGUUAAUAUUGAUAUUCUUAAUUUUUCUGACCCUCAAUUAUCCGAACUGUUUUGUCAAGUCCCAGCAAGUCUGGAUGAUCAAGGUUUGACUAUAAUACUCCUGGUCACUUCAUCAUGCAACAGAAACCAGCAUAAGCUUUGGCUGAAUUGUCCUUUUGGCUCAAGUACAGACUUUUGUUAUUGUCUAAUCUUUGAUGUAAAUGCAUGGCAGAGGUGAGGGGGAAAGGAAGAAGGCUAGAAGGGGGGGGACCACAACAAAUAAAAAUUGUUGCAAUCACAGAUCUUUUAACAAAGUUUUUUUGUGGAAACCAAAAUUGAAAGUGGAGAAAAAGGAGCCCAAACCAUUGAAAUCAUCUUCAUUAAAGAACCAUUUAAUUGAUUAUAUUUCUGACUAUUUUAAGAUGUAAAGGAGUUGAGCAUUUUAUCCUGGAGCUUAUUGACAAUUUACCAGACAUGGAGAUGAGAAUUAAUGUCAGGGACUAUCCACAGGUAAGAUCUGAAUUAAAGUUACUCCUUCAAGCUGCCAUAUUUUUCUUUGAAAAUUAAUUUGGAGAAUAUUGUGUUUCAUCCAGUUGUCUUUUGUUUGUGGGAAAAUUUACUGAAUCAAUUUUGUGGGAAAAGUUUCAAGCUGGUCACUGCCAAAAAAAGGCUUGUUUAUUUCAGCUGUUUUUAAUAUUGAAAUUUUUUCAUGAAUGCAGCUCUGAUUCUUUCAACUUUGAACUAUUUUUUCAUAAAAUUAUCUCCUAAUUGUCACUUGAUUAGGUCCCAAAGUGGUCCAGUCCUCUGCCUGUUUUCUCAUUUAGUAAGGUAAGAUAGAGUCUUCAAGCCACUUUAACAAAUGAUGCUGAUUCCUUGUUUUCUCAUUUACUGAAGAGUUGGAAGGAAAAAGCUCUUUUUAACAGAUGUUUGCAAUAAGCUUCAUUAUUACUUAUUAAAAAUACAUCACCUGAAAAGAUCUGUGAUUGCAACAAUUUUUAUUUGUUGCAAAAAGUUAUAUAACUCUGGGUCAAGUUUACCAUGUGAUAAUUAAUUUUGGUGAAACAAUGUUUUUGGGUAACACCCUUUGAUGUGGGAAGAAGAAGAUUAUUACUCAUUUUAGACCAAGUGAAAGGUGGUUUUGGAUGGUUCAAGUUGAAUUCUUUUGGUCUACAAUUUAAUCAUUGGAUGCUCUAAUAAGAAUAGAGAAAAUUAUCGUCAAAAAGGCUCUUCAAUUGAGAAGGACAGAAACAUGGAUUAAAAUUUAACAGUGGGUUAGUGCUAAUCAGCCUUCAUAUAACUAGGCCUGUAGUAUAGGGUGGAGGGGAAGGGUUCAGGAGUCAUCAGCAUUAUUUUAGCACACAUUAUGGAAUGUGGUCUUUAUGUUAUUUUUUUUAAUCGUUAUUUUUUUCAGACAAGCAAUGAGAAUGACAUCAUGUACCCAGCAUGGACAUUUUGGGAAGGGGGGCCAGCUGUGUGGCCAAUUUACCCCACAGGACUGGGGAGAUGGGAUCUAAUGAGAGAUGAAAUUGACAAGUUAGUUUACAUUGUAGUUUAUUUUUAUUUUACUUCUGUCAGUACCUUUGUUUUUCAUUUUUCGAACAAUGGGACAAAAUUUCCUUCAGAGCUUUUCUUUCUUCUUAACAGAGGGUAACCGUAAAGAUAUUCCAAGCCCCUUUGUAUAGUCUAAACGUAUACUUUAUUCAGAAAACGAACAAACAAUGACUCGCAAAUGAACAAGCUGUGAUUACCAUGUGCUUACCGGUUCCUACACGUCAUAAGACCGCAGACUCAGCGUGCAAGGAAAGUCGUGCCUGAUAGCCCGGGGCUAGUGGAUUUUGCGAUGGGGCUAGUGGAUUUUGCGAUCGGGCCAAUGAAUUAUGUGCAUAAUUUUUCCGAAGGGCAAAUGAAGAUUUUUUGGAGAAUUAAAAUUACAGAACAACUGUAAGCAAUUCCUAAUAAAUUCAUGCGGAACGAAAGUCGCUUCGACGAAGUGAAAUCCCGUGCAUGAGGUAAGGCGAGAUCCCGUGCUUAAAGUGAAAGCAGAUAUCGAAAUAAACUUUGGAGGUAAAUGUUGCCGGUGACUGAUUCUUACUAAUUCAGAGAAAGCUAUUUGUCUAAAUUUUGCUUCAUAAUCAUUUGUGAAGAACGUAAACAAAAGGUUUUGAUCCUGAACUUCAGUGAGAAAUGUAUUAUGGUUUUAGCAAAUGUUGGUCACGUGCAUUUCAAUUUGGUAAAUUCUAAACACUGAUACCGUAGGUGCGUGUUAAUUAAAAUACAUCGAACACAUCGCAUUGUCUUCACUUUUCACGAAGAUCUUUCGGAUAUAAAGUUGCCAGAAAUGAAACGAACAUUUUUGUCCUUUUGAAACCUUAAACCUUUGGUUACUUGUAACGAGGUAUACCACAAAUUUGCAUAAUUUUUAUUUGCAUAAUUUGUUCACUGAUGGUGACUCGGCACGUACACUUUCCACUUGCCCGAAGGGCAAGCUGUAACACUGAACUUCUUUGCACCCUGUCGCAGACCUAAUGUGUUUAAAGUAGCAAAAGUCGGUCUUGAUCUCACUUUACUCAUGAAUUUAAAAAAAUUCACGUGUCACGUGCACUUCAAACACUUUUUCACUCUUCAUGAAAGUAGAAGGGAAAAUUUCGAAUCUCAUCUUACCUUGGCUUUCUGUAAAAUUCAACAUCACCUGCUAAAUUGGACUUAAUCAUGCAUAAUUUCCAAAUCUUUCGCCACCUUCUGAACUUCCUUGUGGCUCUUAGUUCUUUCACCUUAGGUUUAAUUUUUUUCAGUUGUGAAGUUCCUUGACACAGUUGCUGUACUUAAUGUGAUUGCCUACUUUCAGAAAAGCCACUGAGUGGCCUUGGGAGAAAAAACAGGCAAAGGCAUUUUUUAGAGGAUCAAGGUAAGUUCGUUGGUUGCGUUACCCUGUCCAACAAAUUUAAGAGAUAAUGAAAGGAAGAAAGAAUGAAAGGGAGAGAGUGGUUGAUAAAGGGUGGGAAGAUGGCUGGAGGGAGAGCAGAACUAGUGGAUCAAUGAAUGAAUGGAUGGAUGGAUGGGAAAUGGGAAAAGGAAAGAGGGAAAGUUUGUUAUGGAGGAAAUAUUGGCAACCAGUUGGAAGUAGGGGGGAUGUGGAGGAGGGACAGGUUAGCCAAAGAGUAGGCAGAGGGAUGAAGGGAGAUGAAGACAGAGUGCCAUGGGUGAAAAAAUUGAUAUCUAGAUGGAAGUAAGGGGGGAGCGAUGGAGGUGAUUGUACUUGAAAGUACAACAAUCAGAUGGUGCUCUGGAAUCAUUCUUUACCUACGAUAAUUUUAAAGAGUCUCAAAUACAUGUGCUUUUUAUUAUUAUCCAACUGCACGAAGUAGAGUGCAAAUGACGUGCGAACAGAGUACAUAUAUCCUGCGAUAUUGUACGGUUAUCUGGACAGUUGGUUAUUUUGUACUGUAGAAAAGAACCUGUUUAACCAGUCCGCUGCGCGCACUUCGCUUCUCUUUCCUCUUUGUUUUUCCUGCUUUAUGAGAAACGAACAGAAAGACUUGGAAGGAAAAGAGGCCCUGCGGGCUCGUCAAUGUACGGCACAACUCAUAAAAUACUCAGCGAUACUACACACCAAAACGUCUAAUAGGAUAUACAUAUUAUUUCUCUUUAUUCUAGGACUUCUGCCGAGAGGGAUCCUUUAGUACUUUUGUCUCGUGAGGACCCAAGUCUUGUGGAUGCACAGUACACCAAGAAUCAGGCCUGGAAGUCUGAUGCUGUAAGUUAAAAGCAUGAUAGAUAAGCAAUUUCUGACCCUGAGUUCAGAAAAUGUUCCUUAUAUGUGAAAUAUUCUUAGCCAAACUAUUUUUUUUUAGAAGCCUCUUUUCUUUUCUCAGGACACAUUACAUGCUCCACCCGCCAAAGAGAUCAAGCUCGAGGACCACUGUGAAUACAAGUAUUGACGUAUUACUCUUGAAGAUAAUCCUAUGUAGAAUAGCCACAAUACUACACACACUCUGAUUGGUCAGAAUUGAUCGUUUAUUGAACCGAAGAAGCCAUUCCUAUUUCAUGAAGCAGGCCGCACUUUCUAUCGGUUUACCAGUGUAGUUUCCCACUUGGAAUGUUGGUAGAACAAUCGAAAAGUGUGCGAAUCACAAGGCGAUGGCGAAUGAUUUAGAAAAUUUUUACGUAUUCUUCCAACGUUUCGCGUGAGUUAUAUAUAGAUAUGCAAGGAACUGCAGUUUCUAUCGGUUUACCUGUGUAACAACCCACUUAAAUUGAGAUGUUGGGAGAACGCUCGAAAAGUUUUUUUUAAUCACGAACCGAGGCGCGUUCUGUACAAACUUUACCUCUAACAUCCUAAGGUGGUUAUUUUGCUAAUAAACAGAUCGAAAGUGCGCCGGGUCUAUUGCUUUUAUAAAAUAAACAUAAACUUUCUUGGGGUGUACCAAUGCAAUAAACAAUAGAUUUUGACCAAUCACGCCGCUCGUAGUAUCUAAUUUACUUUACUAUAAUACACUGGUUAACUAUCAGAAAGUAUUGUUGAUAAUUCUUUCCCCCAGCUUUACAGACUCCACUCUGGAGAAUCUUUCUCCGAGAUAUUAGCCUCUGUAGUUCCCCCGUAGAAAGCCUCGGUACGAACUCUUUUAUGACACGAGUGGGGGCCAAUAGCUCCGUGUUCUUUUACCCUGAUGCUUAUUACAGAUUUCUUGUCCCGGAAUGUGGCUUUAAAUUUCAAAGACAAGCCUGAGCUUUGUAACUGACGCGUUGCAAAUCCAAUAGCUCUAUGAUAAGUUGCUUCCUUCUCCUGGUCGCCCAUUGUUUAGUACACAGAGCUAUUGAUCGAGAGGUCCUGGAGCGAGCUCAAACAGCUAAAACUAAUGUGCAAGCUAACCAUACUUUUCGUUCUCUUGUGUUGCAGAUACUUGUUCAACUUUCGUGGAGUAGCAGCCAGUUUUAGAUAUAAGCAUCUUUUUCUUUGUAAGUCUUUAGUUUUUCACGUAGGAGACGCAUGGCUUGAAUUCUUCUACCGAGCGCUGAAGCCCUGGGUACACUACAUACCAGUUCAAACAGAUCUUAACAAUGCCAGGUGAGUUUUGGUCUCAUCUUUUCUACCACUUUCCAGGACUUAGUUUAGUUUCUGACUUCUGCUCGUGCGCAUAGCUUUCCGGCGCGGUGCGCCCGAGUUUGCACUACUAAUUGUAAACCAUAACUUUAGAAGCCCUAUAUGCAUACCCCUCAACCAAAUUCAUCAAGAUUAAAAAUUUAUUUCGUCUGAAAUGUUGUCUCCGUUUUUUACGAAAUAAGGGGUUUUUGUCACAAUUGGGUUUUUUUUUAAUGAGGUACAGAUCACUCGUUACAGUAAGAAAAGGCUAUUCCUAUCUUAGAAAAUGGUUUUAUCAACCGAAUUGAUAUAUAAGUUGGCCGCGGUAAAGAGUGUCUGCCUUAUCCUAAGCGAGGAACUGUUGUCCACUGCAAGAGAAACGCAGGCCAUCUUUCAUUACGAAACAUUUCACACGAAGUAAUCGCAUAUCAUCAAUUUUCUAACUUUUCACUCGGAUACUAAUCACCGUCAAGGAGCUCAAAGAAAGCUUGAUAUUUUGUCAUCUUUUUGUUCUAAGGGAUCUCAUAGAAUUCGCCAAGGAAAAUGAUGAAGUUGCGAAAGGAAUGGCUGAAAGGUGAUUUUAUCGUAGUAGCAAUGUUUUUGGUUUUUACAUAUUACGUAAGGUAUGCAAGAAUUGUUAGUAUUCCGGUCUUUAUGCUCUCUUCCACUAAGUUUAUCCUUUUGAUCUGAAGCUUUGCUGAACAAGUGAGGACAUUUACCGUGAUAGAGCAAUUUUCAACUGAGUGUUGAAUGUAAUCCGGGAUUGCAUUGGUUUUGCUUUACUUGUUCUGUGAUUGGUCCAGAAAAACUCGAACCACUAUCUCAACCAAUCAGAUGCAAAACUAAAACCAAUCCCAACUUGGUCCCCCGCGUUUUCCCGCGCUUUAGAGUUGAUUCUCAUCGGUUUCUAAAGGUCUCUUUCUUCUUUCCGAUUGGCCAUUGAGAUUGCUGUGGUUUAGUUUUACGACACUCAAUCGAAAAGUGCUCUGAAUCACAUGAAAGUGUCUCGAUUUCACUGUUGUUUUGUUGUCAGUUUCCGAGUCUCAGGGGGUUCUUUUCUUUCUCAGGGGAUAUCAAUUUAUAAAAGAUCAUUUACGAAUGAAAGAUGUGAAGUGUUACUGGAAAAAGUUGUUGAAGAACUACGCCAAACUGAUGCAGUGGAAACCUGAAAGAAACUCUAGAUUUCAACGAAUAACACCAUAG
Pocillopora meandrina is the source of this 9685-nucleotide messenger RNA. The record is from the annotation of a GenBank genome assembly. NCBI's taxonomy places the organism in Eukaryota, Metazoa, Cnidaria, Anthozoa, Scleractinia, Pocilloporidae.